GAUACAAAGCCUGAGGAUUUAACCCUACGUUUUGCCAAAGCUGAUGAAAAGAAUUGUGAAGAGUUAGGUUUGGGAGACGAUACCACAUUUCAGCAAUAUCUCAAGUCUUGUGCCGUGCAGGCGUCCUUUACUCUCAAAGUACAAAUCGAUACUGUGCAAAAACCAUUCUCCGAUUGGAAACUCAGUAAGGUAUGCGAACUCCUUGGCCUGGCGUCGGGCAUUGAUGAAUUUCCCACUUUCGAUUGUGGUAUCGACAAACUCGAUUCAGAAAAAGCAAAAGAUUUGAUGGCUCACCUUUGCAAAGAUCUGAGACUUCGUUAUAAAGCGAUACAUGGUGAAACGGAGGCCACUCGGAGUGAAUACGUCUCCCCCUUUCUUGUGACGGCCACAUCGCUUUUUGACGGAUUAGUAAAGUUAUAUCCGCAACUAUAUGUUGCAGGAAAAUAUGGCCGAGGUCCGCUUGAUUUCUGCUUAAGACUCCUUGGAGUAAUAAUUGGUGUUGUGGAAGUAAAAAAAGAAGAUUUUGACCAAGGCAUGGCCCAGAACGUAAUCCAACUACAUUCGUCUCUCGAAACUAAUCGAAAGCGCAAGCAUGACGAGAUCGAGGAUGAGUUUGCCGAUAAGGCAUACGGAAUCGUUACCGAUGGCCGAGCGUGGUAUUUUGUCGAGUUUAUUAUGGAUGGUGAUAAACCAAAAAUUAGCGUGCAUUCAGAAACGCCAGCUGUUUUGGAUUGGACGGAGGAAUCAGAGUCUCUGGAUAAGGGUGCAGGUAGAAUCUUAGGCCGAAUCGAGAAUGAAAAGCGCAAUGUUAAAGUCAAGGAAUUAGAGCAAAAGAAUAUAGAGCUUGAAACUAGGCUCGCUAUAUUAGAACAGGGAAAAGAAGAAAAAAGUAUUUCUAUUGCAGAGCAGGCCGUAUUGUGGAACAAUGGCACUUGCAUGCCUAGGCGAUUCUCCGAAUCAUGCCUCUUCGAGCCUACAGAAGAUGUUUCGCAUUCUCCAGUAAAUUUUAACGAUUCUCUCAAACAGAUAGUGUUACAUUGUGCCCAAAACUCAUAUUUGGAUAGCUCGCCAAAAUCUCAUAAAUUACGCAUCAAACAAAUUUCAGAAUCGCAAUCUAUUCCUAACACUCCUAAUUUACCUGAAGAAUCAUCAGAACAAAAUACAGACUUACAGAAAACAAAAAUCUCUGAAAUAGACGUACAGCCUCCUGAAGAAAUCUGUCUCCCAAUUAUGAAUGAAGAUAAACAGCUUUUUCAGGAAUUAAUAGCAGAUCAGGAGGAGAUGAUUGAUGUUGUAAUGAAUGAGUAUCGAUUUUUACUUCAUCACGGACAUAACUAUAAGGGCAAAAAAUUAAUACAUAUAAUGUGGGUAUAUAUAUGUACUGAAAAAAGUGCUGAGAAAGUAUUGAUAGAGGUACCUCCAUCGAAAAUAUUAUCUAGAAAGGUUUUAGCCCACAUCAAAGAACGAUUCAAAGACCUUCCACUCGCAUCAGUUAUUAUAGUUGAUUAG
Messenger RNA from Dentiscutata heterogama, 1509 nucleotides. NCBI's taxonomy places the organism in Eukaryota, Fungi, Glomeromycota, Glomeromycetes, Diversisporales, Gigasporaceae. The record is from the annotation of a GenBank genome assembly.